Molecule: messenger RNA, 2048 nt
Organism: Ceratina calcarata
Lineage: Eukaryota; Metazoa; Arthropoda; Insecta; Hymenoptera; Apidae
Gene: barc
Product: RRM1_TatSF1_like and RRM2_TatSF1_like domain-containing protein barc
Exons: 7
Coding region: 200-1630 (476 amino acids)
Biological process (GO): mRNA splicing, via spliceosome
Cellular component (GO): U2-type spliceosomal complex; U2 snRNP
Molecular function (GO): RNA binding
Source: RefSeq, a predicted model, not a curated record
AUAGAGCGCAUUAGUGUCGUAAACGUGUGUUGGCGCAUGUUGAGUUCUGUCGUUGCUGUCAAAUUCAAAAGAAUACUGUUCGAUUCUUUUCUGAGGAACUCUAUUUUUUGACAAGAUCAAACGUUGCUUAUAUCGAUUCUAUCGUGAAGAAUUAACAAUUGUACAAGCCGUGUUAUUAAGUAGUGGAUUAAUUGUUAAAAUGGCCGAUUGUGAGGAGACACAAAAGGCUGAAGAUCCUAUGAAGCAUUAUGAAUUCGAUGGGGAAUCAUAUAUUUACAAGGAUUCCACAAGUAAUGUAACGUACAAAUUUGAUCGAGAGAAGAAUGAAUGGGUGGUGAAAGAGGAUGGUAAAGAAUCAUGUGGCAAUGAAGCUACGAAACAGGAAGGAGUAUUUGGUUUCGAAAAUGAUACUCACACAUACACAGACCCUAAUGAUGGCAGUGUCUAUUUUUGGGACAAGGAAAAAAAUGCCUGGUUCCCAAAGGUGGACGAUGACUUUAUGGCCAGAUAUCAAAUGAGUUAUGGAUUCACAGGUUCAGAUAAGAUGGAGACAAAACCUGUAGAACCACCUCAACCCCAAGCAAAAGUUGACAAAGAGAAAAGAAAGGCUGAGAUUAAACGAAAAGCACAAGAGCCACCGACGUGGUUCGAAGUGGACGAAGCUCAUAAUACUGCUAUUUAUGUAUCUGGACUACCAUUGGAUAUCACCAUGGAGGAGCUCACGGAACUUUUUAACAAGUGUGGUCUAAUUGCACGGGAUGAAAAGAACAAGGACAAAAUCAAGCUGUACAAGGAUUCCAAUGGGCAACCCAAAGGCGACGCACUCUGUAUCUACAUAAAGGUGGAAUCGGUGGAUUUGGCGUUAAAGCUGUUAGAUAACUCGCAAAUCAGGGGCAAAACGUUGUCUGUUCAGAGGGCAAAGUUCCAAAUGAAGGGAAACGCAUACGAUCCAGCCUUGAAACCGAAGCGGAAAAAGAAGGAUAAGGAUCGUCAGAAAAAGAUACAUGACAAAUUGUUUGAUUGGAGGCCGGAACGCCCACUGGGAGAACCGCUGAAACACGAAAAGGUGGUUAUCAUAAAGAAUCUAUUUUCCCCGGAGGACUUUGACAAAGAGGUCUCGUUGUUGCUCGAAUAUCAACAAGAUAUCAGGUCCGAGUGUUUAAAAUGCGGAGACGUUCGGAAGGUUAUUAUUUAUGACAGACAUCCUGAGGGUGUUGCACAAGUAACAUUCCGUGAACCAGCCGAGGCACAAGCUUGUAUUCAAUUAUUGAACGGUCGCUGGUUCAGCCAGAGGAAAAUAUCGGCUGAAAUAUGGGACGGCAAGACGAAAUACAAGGUUUUGGAAACCGACGCGGAAAUCGAGGCCAGAAUUGCCAAAUGGGACAAGUACCUGGAAGAUGAGGAAGAGGAAAAGAAGCAGGAAGCCGUGAGGAACAAAAAGCUGGAAGAACAAAAAUUAGAGAGACGGAUUGCGGCUAAAGGGAAAACGGAACCGGCCGAAGGUACAGUAAAAGAAGCUAAGAUACCGAAAACGUCGGGAUCGACGAACAAUAUGGAAAAUGCAAAAGCAGAAGCCGCGGAUGGUACGGAUUCGUCGUCGGAUUCCGUAGAUAAAGAGAAGGCGCUUUGAAAUAACGAAUGAAAUAACAGAAAUACCAGUGGCGAAGAAUUUCUCGCGCUAUAAGCAUGAAAAGAGACAAAUCUCUGAAACGGAAAUAAGAGUAACAUUGACGAUCAGGAUUAGCGAGAACUUUAUUUGUAGAUUACAAGGCGGCUUGUAAUUCUCAUUGUUGAAGACCCAAGUACUUCUGUAUUAGUUCCGCCGUUACUCACAAACAGAUGAGAUGAAAUAAAUGAGACUAAUUUUCUGUGUAACAUCUUUAUUCAUUGAUUACCCGUCUGUGCCAUCUUAUGUUACCACAGUUAGCUGAAGCUUAACUUUGCUUCAGAUACAUUCUACGAUUAUUUAAGGCUUGUUAUCUGAACUAUAAAAGACAGCAGUUUAUAGAAAAUUAUAUUUUGUAUUAAGAAAUAAAAAAUAUGACGAA